CGAGAGUCCAACUGGUACACAACACAAGUGUAUAAAUUGGUAAAACGAAACUUUGUCAUUAUUAGUAACCAUACCAUCCAAAAUGAAAGCUACCACGUUUUGUUUGGUGCUCCUUUGGUGUAUCGUGCAGUGUUUUCUGUGGAGUUCCCCGACGAACUUCUGGACAAUGCUUCCCGCGAGUGUUUCAAAGAACAUAACGUCGAGAUACUUCGAUGACAAACUAAGAUUAGUUUAUUUGGACGAACUGGGAACUAAACUAUUGAAGUGUUCAAUUGAAAAGAGAAACUAUUACGAUUCCGAUGGCGAAUUUAACAAGGAGGUGAUUACUAAGGAGAUUACCAAGUGGCUCGAAUUGCUCCUCAAAAAGAAAGGGAUGGACUAUGAAGAACAAGCCGAAAAAAUGUACCAAAAAUGUAAACAAGGAAAGGACGAUGAUCAAGUGGAACGUAUAAAAAACUAAAUAACUGCGUUUUGGACGAACUUGAGAACUUAAAGUAAUAAUGUUAACAAUGUAAUUUUAUUUAUCAUUUAGACUCUUAUUUAGAGGGCCACUUGUUUAUAUGUAAAUUCUAUUGUGGUUAGAAAUAUAGAUUUGGUUAUCUUCUUAUU
Messenger RNA from Photinus pyralis (common eastern firefly), 609 nucleotides. RefSeq lists its product as uncharacterized. The transcript has 2 exons. NCBI's taxonomy places the organism in Eukaryota, Metazoa, Arthropoda, Insecta, Coleoptera, Lampyridae. The record is from RefSeq and is a predicted model, not a curated record. Gene Ontology annotation, molecular function: odorant binding. Bases 83 to 460 code for a protein of 125 amino acids.